This is a messenger RNA of Coregonus sp. 'balchen', 2260 nucleotides long. The record is from the annotation of a GenBank genome assembly. Lineage: Eukaryota; Metazoa; Chordata; Actinopteri; Salmoniformes; Salmonidae.
CCACCUCUACCCAGGGGAGGGAGGGGGGCCUCAGCCUCAGCUCCAGGGCAGGACGUGGUGUGUGUGUUGUCUGCCUCACCAUGGCAACCCUGGAGCUGACACACACUAUGUGUAUGUGCCUGUCUCCCUCUCUGUCUGUCUCCCUCCCUGCCUGUCUCCAUGCCUGUCUCCAUGCCUGCCUGUCUCCCUCUCUGCCUGUCUCCCUCCCUGCCUGUCUCCCUGCCUGCCUGUCUCCCUCCCUACCUGUCUCCCUCCCUGCUUACAUGUGUAUUUGUAUUAAUGUGUGUAUGUGUGUGUGUCUCGACUCUCCAGCCCGGUCCAAGAGCAUGGUGAUGGGGGAUGUGUCCCGGGGCCCGUGCCGCCCGUCCUCCCCCAGUCUCCACGAGGGGGCUCUGAAGGCUGGCUGGCUGAAGAAACAGAGGAGCAUCAUGAAGAACUGGCAGCUGAGAUGGUUUGUCCUGCGCUCUGACCAGCUCUACUUCUACAAAGACGAGGAGGAGACCAAGCCACAGGUAUUGAACCUUUAUUUGGUUUAAUGUGGGACUUUCGCUAUAGUAGCUACUGUCGCUGGUUCAGAUCCUCUCCAAUAAUACUUUGCUGUGGUUUUUCAUCCAUUGCUUAGACAGACAGGUCAAAUGGCCAAUAGAACAUUUUAAAAAUUCUAUAUCACCACCUAGCAUGGAUAGAUAGUAUUGCCAUCGUGCCCUGCCUAGAAGGAAAAUCAAUGUUGGUCAUGACAUGUUGACAUGGUCAUGAAAGAGCUACGAGGUAAUCAGGCAGACGGUUGUUUCGGGACCACUACACAGCAUCAAGCCAGGAAAGGGUAAUGAAGUGAUCCAACAAAAGACAGCAGGCGGUAGGCGGUGGCCCCAUGCUUCCAGUGUUCAGUGAUCAUCUUCUUACAUUCCCGGCCUGAUAUCCAAGCACCAUUGAUUUCCACUGGCGUUCCCACUUGACUGCUGCCCUUUUAAAUGCAGACCUGUCUCCCCAACACACAAACACACACACACACACCAUCGAUGCCUUUCAGGUUGGAGAAGCUCUGCAUUAAGGCCUGGAUGAAUGACUGAAGGGUUUGACUAGCACCUUUCAAUCACAGGCUGUCAAUAGUCAUCCAGCCAGUAUUGAUUUCUCCACACACACACACAUACACACACACACACCCCUCCCUGCGCGGUAACCAGGAUGUGUGCAAAAGUGUCAAUCUGGUCGCUUUUUUCCCAUCUAACCAAUAGGAAUUGGAGCAGGGGGCUGUGUAAGCAAUUCACACAGCAAGGUCUCACACUGAGAUGAAAGGAAAUUAUAAUUGAAAGAAGGGAAUUUGCACAGAGGCAAUCUAUAGCCAUUUCCUAUCAUGUAGAGCUGGCCGUUAAGGAAUGGAUUGGUGUUUAGAGCCAUAAAGGAUACUACAAGACAUGUUUUGAAGGGAGAAUAAUCUCAGAUCUUGAGUUACGUCUUGGUUUUCCUCAGUCAUUUGUCCCCAUAUUCAAGGCACAUUGUACCCUUGGGAGCUCUGCUGGGCUGCUAGCCCUACCCCAACAUUAUACCAAUUUGUUGCCAUGGCAACUACUGUGGACAGCUUGGCCUCUGGUUUGGCAGAUCCCAGCCUGUUUGAUGAGGGAUGAUGAGGGAUGCUGCCAGACUGGUAGAAUGAGACCGGCUUACCUUCUGAGUAGUCUCUAAAUUAACAGGCCUUGAUUACGUUGUUUAAUUAUUAUUGAUCUGCAUUCAAUAAUCUGUACAUCUUCAUCCUGAAAGAGAUAGAUAGAGCUAGAGAGAUCUUCUGUCUAUGUUCUACCCUAAUAUUCUCAUCAGGAUUUUAUCAAUAUUUGUGAUUUAACCGAUUAGAGUUUAAUCUCACUGAGGUAUCGUUAAUAUUUGGUUUUGAAUGGAUGGAUUCCCUAAUGCUGCUGAUUCCUGUGGUUGAGUGAAAUCCUUCUCUGUUUGUUUGUUCCAGGGCUGCAUACCUCUGCAGGGCUGUCAGGUGAACGAGCUCACCGCCAACCCAGACGAACCAGGGAGACAUCUUUUUGAAAUCGUUCCAGGUGAGGUGAUCCAUCAACACCAAGCACUCUCCUUUUUUCACAGAAAAUACACGUGUUGUCAAAGUCAGGCAUCACUACACAGGGCUGACUCAAGUUUUUAUGAGGAGGAUAUUAGCAUAUUGCAGUUUCCUCAAUACCACACUAAGCCAGCAGGGGGUAAUGCUGAUGUUUCACAAUGGAGACUGGAGAUGCAGGACAAAGACACCAUACUGACU